AUGUGUGGUAUCAUUGCGCUGAUCCAGGCGAACCCGUCAUCCGCGGCUGCCGUGGAUCUUCACGAGGCACUCUACCUCCUUCAACAUCGUGGUCAGGAUGCAGCCGGUAUUGCAACAUGCGCGUCAGGGGGUCGAAUCUACCAACUGAAGGCCAACGGCAUGGCUGCCAAGGUUUUCCAGGACGGUGCUAAGGUCGCCAAUCUUCCCGGCUCCAUGGGUAUCGGUCACCUGCGCUACCCUACCGCCGGAUCCAGUGCCAACGCCGAAGCCCAGCCCUUCUACGUGAACAGCCCUUACGGUAUCUGCUUUGCCCACAACGGCAACCUGAUCAAUGCCCCGGAUCUUAAGAGGCACCUUGAUCUCGAAGCCCACCGCCACAUCAACACCGACAGUGACAGCGAGCUGAUGCUCAACGUUUUCGCCGAUGAGCUGAGCGAAACUAAGAAGGCCCGUGUCAACCACGAGGAUCUCUUUGCUAGCUUGAGCCGCAUGUAUAAGCGUUGUGAGGGUGGAUGGGCUUGCACUGCUAUGCUUGCUGGCUUCGGCAUUCUCGGUUUCCGUGACUCCUACGGCAUCCGCCCCCUCAUUCUGGGUUCUCGUCAAUCUCUGGAUGGACCUGGCACAGACUACAUGAUGUCCUCUGAAUCAGUUGCUCUGGACCAGCUGGGUUUCACCAACCACCGCGACAUUCAGCCCGGUGAAGCCGUUAUCAUCGCCAAGGGUGGUGAACCCGUCUUCCGCCAGGUCGCCCCCAAGAAGGCAUAUGCUCCCGAUAUCUUCGAGUAUGUCUACUUUGCCCGUCCUGACUCCGUCAUGGAUGGCAUCAGUGUUUACCGCAGCCGGCAACGCAUGGGUGACCGUCUCGGUGCCCGCGUUCUUGAGGUUCUGGGUCCCGAUGUUGUCAAGGACAUUGACGUUGUCAUCCCCGUUCCUGAAACUGCGACUACCUCCGCGACCAAUGUCGCGCUCUACUUGAACAAGCCUUAUUGCCACGGCUUCGUCAAGAACCGAUAUGUCUUCCGCACGUUCAUCAUGCCGGAGCAAAAGACCCGGCAGAAGGGUGUUCGCCGCAAGCUCAAUGCCAUGAAAGCUGAGUUCAAGGACCGCAACGUCCUGUUGGUCGACGACAGUAUUGUUCGUGGCACCACGAGUCGUGAGAUCAUCAACAUGGCCCGGGAAGCCGGCGCUAAGAAGGUUUAUCUUGCCAGUUGUGCUCCGGAGAUCACACAUGCCCACAUCUACGGUAUCGAUCUUGCCUCUCCUCAAGAGCUGGUUGCGCACAACCGGACCUCAGACGCCAUUGCUAAGCACAUUGGCGCGGAGGCGGUCGUAUUCCAGACUCUGCCUGAUCUCAAGGAUGCCUGUGCUGAGGUUGCCCGCGAGAAUGGUCAGCAAGAGCCCACUAACUUUGAGGUCGGUGUGUUCUGUGGUAGUUACAUCACCCCCGUUUCAUCCGGUUACUUCGAGCAUUUGGAGUCCAUCCGCGGCGAGGGCCGCAAGGCUAAGGCUCUCGAUAAGGCCAAGGAAGCUGUCUCUCACGGCGUUGCCAACUUGACCGAUUUCCAAAUCGCCGCUCACGGUGUUACUAUGGACACCAACGGCAAGAUCAUCCCCGCCACUGAUGAUCAGUCAACUAUUGCUGCUGCUUCCAAGCACACCAACGACGCCAAAGAUCAAACGAACCCGAAGGUCGCUGAUCGCAUGGAUAUUAGCAUCCACAAUAUGGCUGACCAUCAUGAGGCAUGA
This is a messenger RNA of Penicillium bovifimosum, 1746 nucleotides long. Its product is annotated as amidophosphoribosyltransferase. Lineage: Eukaryota; Fungi; Ascomycota; Eurotiomycetes; Eurotiales; Aspergillaceae. Gene Ontology annotation, biological process: purine nucleotide biosynthetic process; purine nucleobase biosynthetic process. Bases 1 to 1746 code for a protein of 581 amino acids. The transcript has 3 exons. Gene Ontology annotation, molecular function: amidophosphoribosyltransferase activity. Gene Ontology annotation, cellular component: cytoplasm. The record is from RefSeq and is a predicted model, not a curated record.